Molecule: messenger RNA, 1349 nt
Organism: Schistocerca gregaria
Lineage: Eukaryota; Metazoa; Arthropoda; Insecta; Orthoptera; Acrididae
Product: elastin-like
Exons: 2
Coding region: 78-1016 (312 amino acids)
Source: RefSeq, a predicted model, not a curated record
GCGUAUAUAUAGUGGACGAGGGGGCUGGUCAAGGCAUCAGUUGACGUCCUCUGGCAACUGGCAACGACUCAAGCAACAUGAGGACCACUGCUCUGGUAUACCUCGCCGCCGUGCUGGUCGCGUCAGCACUAGCGGAAGAGGCUCGCGGCAGUUACGCGGCCAAGAAGCACGACAAACGCGGCAUCCUCACCGGGGAGCACUCCGUCGGCGACUUCAUCGGCGCAGGAGCCCUUCUGGGCGGGGGCAUCGGAGGUGGCUACAUCGGCAGCGGCCUGGGCUACGCCGGGGGAUACGGCUACGGCGGCGGCCUGAGUGCCGGAGCCAUCGGCCCGGGUUCCGGACUCGGCGCCGGGUCCCUGGGAGGCGGCGGCAUCGGCCUGGGCGCAGGUGCCGUCGGCAUCGGCAUCGGCGGGCCCAUCGUGACAGUCCAACCUACAGAGACAGUGGUGCAGACCGUGAGGGUGCCCGUCCCCCAGCCCGUCGCCGUCCCGGUCGCCCGCCCCGUCCCCGUGCCCCAGGCGGUCCCCGUCCCCGUCGACCGCCCCGUCCCCGUACCCCAGGCGGUGCCCGUCCGGGUGCCCCACCCGGUGCCCGUGUCCGUCCCCAGCCCCUACCCCGUGGAAGUGCCCAGGCCCGUCCCGGUCGCCGUCCCCCGGGCCGUCCCCGUCCCGGUCCCCCAGCCGUACCCCGUCCGCGUCCCCCAGCCGGUGGCGGUCGGCGUACCCCAGCCGUACCCCGUCCGCGUGCCCGUCGCCCAGCCCGUCCCUGUGCCCGUGCCGGUCAGCUCCGGCUUCUCCACUGGCGCCGUCGUAGCCGUCGGCGGUCUCGGCUCCGGACUCGGAGGAGGCUACGGCCUGGGAGGUGCGGGGCUGUCGUCCGGCUACCUCGGCUCUGGACUGCUGGCCGGUGGAUACGGCUCCAGUGGGAUACUCUCGUCCGGUCUGUACGGCGGUGCCUACUCUGGCAGCCUACUCUCUGGCCACGGCUACGCUGGAAGCUACAAGAGCUACCACUAGAGCUCUCACCCGACACUGUCGCUGGGGAUACUCGACGUCUGUCCCCAAAUUAGUGAGGGCGUGUGAACCGAACCACGCAUUGGAGGUGGCUCCUAAAUGGUGUCGAAUGGGCUUUGUAGUACCUGAAAAGCAGCUUUCUCAUACCAAACAGCAGACCUCCAUUCCACAUUCAGCCCUGUUUGUUCAUUCACUUACAUUUUCUUCAUUUCAUUUACGUGAGACUGCCAUUCGAUUUUCAUAAAUUUCGCGACUGAUAUGUAAUCAUUUUUGUACUUACUUAGAAUGUAUGUCAUUGCUAUGACGGUGCAAUAAAUAUACUGUUUUAAGUAGAAA